CUUCGCCGAUAUUACGCGAGCGACCCACGGAGAGUGAGAGUGCCGUUAUUCCGUCAAAAGCAGAACCGACCGGGGUGUUGCCGAUGGUUGUGACGGCGGGUUCAAACUCCACUCUGGUAUGAGGAAACUCUCACUCUCAAAGUCAUACUGUCACCGUGGGCCGCUCGCGCCGCACUGGAUGAUGACCGGUCGGUCGGUUGGUUGGUCGGUGGUGAAUCGGGUCCGUGACGAGGCCGCCCUACCCCAAAUUCGCCGUUGCUAAGAUGCGACCGACCACCACGACGACGAUGACGACCGGCUCUGGUGGUGUGCUGUUCUGCCUGCAUGCGGCGCGGAGAGAAUUUACGUUCGCGAGAAAGAGUUUUGCUUUUUUAUUUCGAUUGAUACCAGGUUGCUUAAUACUGUUUUGCCUCACUUAAGUCUAGGCCAUCCGACUGUCAACAGCGAAAAUUGCGCGCGCUCUCUCCCGUCGGCUGAACGCUGUUCUUUCUCUUCCUCGGUUGGUCGUUUGGAGUUUUGUGAUUUCUGACGUCUGAUUCGGACGUUUUGGCGUAGUUUGACGGUGACGAAGGUGGGAGAAGAUCGGCGGCAGGCGCAAAAGAACAACCCCUCUGCCUGUGGUGUGUCCCUAAAGUGGUUGUAGUAGUAGAAGCAGUAGUACACCUAUACUCAAAGGGGGGACCACUUGCUUGCAGCAACCCAGUAGUGUGUCAGUCGGUGAGAAAGUGCACGGACGGCUCUCGGGUCGACAACGGGUGGUGCUUAGUGGGACAGAGUGAGAGAGACACCGUGAUUGGGUUGCGAAGAAGAAGUUGUUAAUAUAUAACAAGUUGCAUCAUAGUCUUAAGACUUCAGUCUUAAGAAAGUGAACCACCAAUAAACAUCUUUCGCAAAAAAAGAAAAACACGCCGCGUCGCGAGGAGCAAACAAGCUUUGGGAUCCCGCGCGCACAAUCUCAAGCUAUUUUCGAAAUUUUGCAAUCCUUACGGUGGAUUGUUUUCGUGGCACGCGAACCCGUUCUCAAGGAUUUUCCGGGAUCGAGCAAUACCGUUGAUUAGGAGGAAGCUGAAUUGUUUUGUUGGAGCUGUGAGAAAGGAUUACAAUGGAUUAUUUCUACUUUUGGAUAUACAACAGAAGAAAAUAAAAAUGUGGAGUUUUUGAAGAUUGAUGGGUUUUAGAAAAAUUGUGACUGGAAUGGACUGUAAAUUGUUGUGAUUGGAAAAAAGUUUCAUGGACUGACAAAGACUCAAAGAAAAGCAGUGCAAUAUUUUUGGGAGAAAAAAAUAAUCAAAAAGUGCAAUUGGGAAAAUUUAAGAAUAUUUUGUGCAAUUGAACAGAUACGGAUUUUGAAACCUGCAUUAGAGGAAGAGUUCGUGUGUAGUGUCUAGCAAAAUAUGGAAUCGCCUCAAAUGUACGAUACGAAUCAGAUUCAAGUGCGAAGUGAUAUCAAAAAAUUAACGAUGGCAGCGAACAGCACAACCACCAACAAUAACAAUGCUUCGACGCCCAACAAUAAUAACAAUUCGCCGACGGCAGUUAACCAGAACACGUUAGCUUUGAAACAGCAGCAGCAGGCUCAACUGAAUCAACACGUCCAGUCGAAUGGAAAUCCGUUGACCAAUGGGAACCUUCUAUCGAAACAGAUGCUUCAGCAGAUCCAGUACUCGCAGAGUGAACUGGACGAGCUUACAUCUCAGGAAAUUUCUUUGGACCUCCAGCAUCUGAUCGAUGAUCAGUUCCGCGAUCCGGAGGCCCUCGGUAUUUUUACCGAAAUGGUUACCGUUGGCAGUACCAAUGGUAGCGUAACGAACCCUUUGGUUCAGACAGCGGCUGCUAAGGCACUUCAGCUGCAGCAGGCCCGAUUGUCCCAGCACACAAAUGGAAACAGCUAUCAACGAUCUCUGGCCUACAUGCCACAACCAGUUCACACUGGAGCGACUUAUGCAAACACUUCGAGUGACGAGAACAGCAGUGUGGGUUCUUCGGAGUCAGCUAACAUCAAAGAAGAGCCCGUAGAUCCAAACGAGUACCGCCGCCAGCUGCAGAACAGUGGAGCUCAGUUCAUGGGUAAUACGACCUAUCAGCUAGCUGGCGGUGGUGGCGGAGGCGUCGGUACGGGCAACUACGUUACCAACGGUAAUGGCAACACCUUCUCGAACCUGACUCCGGCCACCGUGUUGCAUCAUCAAGCCUUGCCACAUCUUGCCGGAGCUGCCCAUCUGGCAAAUCUAACCAAACACAACAAAAUGCUACCCCACGUAGCUCGAAAGUCCGUACCCAAGUCCGUCGACAAAGGAACCGACGAGUACCGGAGGAGGCGCGAGCGAAACAACAUUGCUGUAAGGAAGUCUCGUGAGAAAGCUAAAGUGCGAUCGCGGGAAGUCGAGGAGAAGGUGAAAACACUUAUCAAAGAGAAGGACCUUCUGAUCCGGAAGAUCGAGGAGAAGAACAACGAAAUCCAGCUCUACAAACAACUCUACAUGCAUCUGAUGAACCACAGCAAUCCAGAGAUCAACCAGAUCUGCCGCAGUGCGUUGAAUCUAUCAAACAUGGGUGAUCAUAUGUAGAUUUAGUGAUUUUAUUGUAUGUAAUCAUUCUCACCCCCUACUGUUCUUCAUUAUGUGAAGUGGUCUGUCCCUAGUUUGUAGUAAAUUAAACCGCAAAUCGCGCAUUAUUUAGUGGAAAUUUUGUAGAUUGAAAAUCUUUGUAAAUAUAGACAAAAAACCUGGCGACGGGGAAGAUAUGUACUAUUUGUAUCGAAACUGAUGGAUAUAGUUUCACUUGAAAUUGGACCAUUUUGAUGAACGUUGAACCAAAGACAGUAUGUGUAAAAAUGUGCUAACUUCCCUCUGCGAAUGUUAGGGAAGAGAACUGUAAGUGUUGAGCUAAGCGAGGCAGAUUAUUUUUGGAUGGAAAAGGAUUACCUGUACAUAAACUUAAUCAAUUUUAUUGACCAUCAACAGCUGCUAAAGUGCAAGAAAGUUAUAUUUUCUACUUAACACAGGACAGCUUCCAUAAGACUUGUUUUUAUAAUUAUUAUCAUCCCAUUUUUAAAAGAGUAAUAUUUUAUUCGUUUGUGAAUGUUGAAUAAAUGUUUAGAAAACGGCUUAUAAACCAAGUGUUAUGUUUGAUCGACGGAAAGAAAUAUUUUCUUCUACUAAAGUUUUGUUGUUUCCUUUGCUCGUUCAUCCAUAACCUGAGUUGAUUCGUUGUGUAAAAAUGAUAAAAUACAGCAAAAACCCAAGGUCAGUCACAAUUUGCCUCAGAUUAUCUUCUGUUUCCCUUUCGAUGGCUAUAGGACUCACUUAUUUGUAUUUCAUUUGUGAACAAUGAAAAAAAACGUGAUCAUAAAGAACCGAAGUUACCAAUCUCAGCUCGUUAGGAUAAAUUGUGUAGAAAAUCUCAUCCAUCCAAUCAGUUAUGUCAAACGCCCAUAUGAAAAUCGAAAAAAGACAUUUAUUUAUGCAUACUCUCGUGUCAAGCGACCAACCGCGGAAAUCAAUCAAAGCACUGUGUAAAUUUACUUUCGCAAAACCACUCGGAGAUCGCUGCAAUAAUAUUUUUAACAAACUGGGAAGGAACCAGACCGGCAAACACCGUGUAACGCUCACUCUGGUUCCGAAGCUCAGCGGCAAAAGGUGUAACUAGACUAAUUUUGCAUAGAGAAAGUGAUCUAGAAUUCUAGUUUGUAAUAGACAACCCGACAAAGAAUGGAGAAAACAAAUGAAAGUGACAAGACUCAACCGCCCGUACUACAUAUUUAUAAUCAGAAUCGAUUAUCGAAACGCAAGGCGACAGUGUACCUAUAUUUCCUUUUCUUUAUUAUGAAUAUUAAUGUCUGACGGAGUAAAACCAAUGCAAAUCUUAAUCAUCCGCAAAUGGUGAGAAUUGUGUACACACACAGAAACAAACAGCUAGGGAAACUUAAGAAAAUGAAAAACCUGAGACGGAUUUGUUACCAAGUUAGGCUAAAGCUAUAUAGAGCGAACACGUGGACUACUAGUAGCAAGUAAGUUUUCUUUCUCAGAGUUAGCUAAAUGAAAACAGGAUCAGGAGUAAUUUGUAUUUGGAUGUUUAUUGAUUCCUUACUGAGUUUUCUUUUCUUUCGAUCAGUUGUUGUCGAGUAUCAUUCUAAAGCAAACAACCGGGGAUGCGAGUUUAGCUAGCUUAUUCGAUUGAUGAAGACUCUGAAAUUUCUAUUAUUAUAGCGUAAUACACAAACAAACCUGAAAAAAAAACAACACAUACAAUUAUACAAGUACUGUAUUUUUCUCAGCUUGAAAAGUCUGUUUUGAAAAUAAGAAUGAAAUAAAGAAUGUAUUAAAAUGUGAAUAAAAAACAAAA
Molecule: messenger RNA, 4344 nt
Organism: Aedes albopictus (Asian tiger mosquito)
Lineage: Eukaryota; Metazoa; Arthropoda; Insecta; Diptera; Culicidae
Gene: slbo
Product: CCAAT/enhancer-binding protein
Exons: 1
Coding region: 1395-2567 (390 amino acids)
Biological process (GO): regulation of transcription by RNA polymerase II; DNA-templated transcription
Molecular function (GO): DNA-binding transcription factor activity, RNA polymerase II-specific; RNA polymerase II cis-regulatory region sequence-specific DNA binding
Source: RefSeq, a predicted model, not a curated record